Williopsis jadinii is the source of this 1165-nucleotide messenger RNA. RefSeq names its product putative serine/threonine protein kinase KKQ8 (gene KKQ8). The transcript has a single exon. Lineage: Eukaryota; Fungi; Ascomycota; Saccharomycetes; Phaffomycetales; Wickerhamomycetaceae. The record is from RefSeq and is a predicted model, not a curated record. Gene Ontology annotation, molecular function: protein serine/threonine kinase activity; ATP binding. The annotation marks the transcript as partial. Gene Ontology annotation, biological process: intracellular monoatomic cation homeostasis; protein phosphorylation; intracellular signal transduction.
UGAUACCGCGUUCAGUGUGUUGCCAGAACAGAACAGAAUGGACUUCCAGCGCCGGUUAAGCAUUCAGAGUCGGAAAACGUUUGAUGAAGAAGACGAGGAUAGAUCGUCCUCGUUUGGUGACGGGGAAGAGGACGAUUCUGAAGAGACAGAGGACGACGACUAUGAAGAUGAUGAGUUCAAAGAGCAGGCUGCCAUUGGAGACGAUCAGCUGAACUUGAUCAACAAGCUAGUGGAGAAGAUUAAAACUGAUGACGUUGAUUCCAGCUCUACAAACGCUACAAAGAGCUAUAAAUUGACGGAAAAGUACGGGAAGCCCCAAGGUAUCAUCGGUAAAGGUACCUACGGUAUCGUCAAGCUGGUUUCCAAGGUUGACACGGCCUCAAAGAGGGAAAUGUUCUACGCCGUUAAGGAACUUCGAAAGAGGGAUAACGAAGAUGUUCAACACUUUGCGACGAGAUUGACGUCGGAGUUUGUCAUCUCGAACUCUCUUCAGCAUUUGAACAUUGUCCGUACAUUUGAUUUGAUGAAGAACUCGUCUGGUAUCUACUCUGAAAUCAUGGAGUACUGUGCUGGAGGAGACCUCUAUAACCUAAUUUCCAAGACUAACAGGGAAGGUCUGCUUUCGCUUGAAGCAGAUUGUUUCAUGAAACAGGUUACAAAUGGGCUUGACUAUAUGCAUGCCCGUGGUGUUGCUCACUGUGAUAUCAAGCCGGAAAACAUAUUGUUGACCACGCAAGGUGUUGCAAAGAUCUCCGACUUUGGAACAAGUGCAGUGUUCAGAACCGCAUGGGAAAAGGAAUGUCAUUUCAGUCAAGGAGCAUGUGGUAGUGAACCCUACGUUGCACCGGAGGAGUUUAUCUGUAACGAGUACGAUCCCCGUGCAGCCGAUGUUUGGGCCCUUGGUGUAUUGUACCUAACAAUGGCAACUGGAACUUAUCUCUGGCCUGUUGCCAAGUUGAGUGAACCUCUGUACGAGGACUACAUCGAAACCAGACCUCAACAAGGGAAGCCUGGAACGUUUGUACCAAUUGAAAGCAUGAAAAGUGGUGCUUAUUACAAAUCCAGGAAGGCCACUGUUUAUGGGAUGUUGGAUCCAAAUCCUUCAACGAGAUUAACCAUUGAACAAGUGAUGAAAAGCUCUUGGCUCCAGCAAGUUAGGCUCUGU